Molecule: messenger RNA, 1197 nt
Organism: Micropterus dolomieu (smallmouth bass)
Lineage: Eukaryota; Metazoa; Chordata; Actinopteri; Centrarchiformes; Centrarchidae
Product: golgin subfamily A member 6-like protein 22
Exons: 5
Coding region: 1-1197 (398 amino acids)
Source: RefSeq, a predicted model, not a curated record
AUGAAGAAGUAUUCAGAUCAUUUAGUGGAAGAGGAGGAAGGAGAAGCAGCGGACGUGGAACUCAAAAUAAAGGAGGUGGCAGAUGAGGAGGAGGAGCAGGAGGUGUUGCAGGAGAAGCAGGAGGUUGAGGAGGAGCAAGAGGAACAUGAGGUGCAGGAGGUGAAGGAAGUGGAUGAGGAGCAAGAGGUGCAGGAGGAGGAGCAGGAGGUGUUGCAGGAGAAGCAGGAGGUUGAGGAGGAGCAAGAGGAACAUGAGGUGCAGGAGGUGAAGGAAGUGGAUGAGGAGCAAGAGGUGCAGGAGGAGGAGCAGGAGGUGUUGCAGGAGAAGCAGGAGGUUGAGGAGGAGCAAGAGGAACAUGAGGUGCAGGAGGUGAAGGAAGUGGAUGAGGAGCAAGAGGUGCAGGAGGAGGAGCAGGAGGUGUUGCAGGAGAAGCAGGAGGUUGAGGAGGAGCAAGAGGAACAUGAGGUGCAGGAGGUGAAGGAAGUGGAUGAGGAGCAAGAGGUGCAGGAGGAGGAGCAGGAGGUGUUGCAGGAGAAGCAGGAGGUUGAGGAGGAGCAAGAGGAACAUGAGGUGCAGGAGGUGAAGGAAGUGGAUGAGGAGCAAGAGGUGCAGGAGGAGGAGCAGGAGGUGUUGCAGGAGAAGCAGGAGGUUGAGGAGGAGCAAGAGGAACAUGAGGUGCAGGAGGUGAAGGAAGUGGAUGAGGAGCAAGAGGUGCAGGAGGAGGAGCAGGAGGUGUUGCAGGAGAAGCAGGAGGUUGAGGAGGAGCAAGAGGAACAUGAGGUGCAGGAGGUGAAGGAAGUGGAUGAGGAGCAAGAGGUGCAGGAGGAGGAGCAGGAGGUGGAGCAGGAGCAGGAGGAACAUGAGAUGCAGGAGGUGGAGGAGGAGCAGGAGGAGGAGCAGGAGGAGGAGCAGGAGCAGGAGGAACAUGAGAUGCAGGAGGUGGAGGAGGAGCAGGAGGAACAUGAGGUGCAGGAGGUGGAGGAGGAGCAGGAGGUGGGGCAGGUGGAGGAAGUGGAGGAGAUGGAGGAGGAGGAGCAGGAGGUGCAGGAGCAGGAAGUGGAGCAGGAGAUGCAGAAGGUGGAGGAGGAGGAACAUGAGCUGCAGGUGGGUCAAAGGUCAGCUGUCUCUGAACAGGCCCCAAAGCCGUUUUUGGGACAGGAGGCAGCGGUGCUACCUGCGGAGAUGCCUCCAUCAUGA